AUGUACUCCAACCAGGAAACGGAUCAAAAUUAUGCCUAUCAACUGCAUCAACAGCAGCUGCUACAGCAGCAACAGCAACAACAACAGCAUAGACCUACAAAUCAAGCUUCUCAGCAAGAGUUCGCAUCACAACAACAACAAUACCAACAACAACAUCAACAACAGUUCAACAGUAUUCCAAAUAUUCCACCGCCUCCAGAGCACUACAGUACGUACGGAUCGUCUCCAUCGAACAGCCUGUACAGCUCGUCUCCCUUUACGGAGCAACAAAAUGUUAUGAGUUCUUCCCAACCACCGUCCAGUCCACAGCGCAGUAUUCGUAGCAAUCUGGUUCCUGUCCCAACAGGAAACUCGCUGAAAAACGCUUCUAAGCAAGGUGGGGGAGUAUUUUCAUUGGCAAACCCAAUGUCGAGUAAUAGCAAUAUUAAUCAGCAAUCGUCGUUCAGAAAUAGUCUGGUGGAUAAUUUGGAUAACAAUCGAUUGUCUACCAUUUCUCAAGGACGACCACAAAACAUGACAGACUACGUUUAUUUUGAAAGAAGACCAGACCUUCUGUCUAAAUCAGCACAAGAUCGUGCCGCUGCCAUCAAGUUGAAGCUAGAACAUUUCUAUAAAAUGAGUAUCGAUCACGCCAUUGAGAGAAACCAAAGGAGGGUGGAUUUGGAGUAUCGUCUUGCCAAUGAAGAGGGAUCAACUGAACGUAAAAACAGAGAAUUGCAUAACUUGGGAAAGAAAGAGUCUCAGUUCUUAAGAUUACGUAGAACUAGACUUUCUUUGGAUGAUUUCACCACGGUCAAAGUUAUCGGUAAAGGUGCCUUUGGUGAGGUAAGAUUAGUACAGAAAAAGGAUACAGGAACCAUAUAUGCUAUGAAGACCAUUCUAAAGUCCGAAAUGUUCGAAAGAGAACAGCUUGCUCAUGUCAAGGCUGAAAGAGACGUACUGGCAGUAUCCGACUCCCCUUGGGUCGUUUCAUUGUACUAUUCAUUCCAGGACUCCUUGUAUCUUUAUUUAAUCAUGGAAUAUCUGCCCGGAGGCGAUUUGAUGUCGCAACUUAUCAAUUGGCAGAUAUUUACAGAGGACAUUACUCGAUUCUACAUGGCUGAAUGUGUUCUCGCCAUCGAAGCUAUUCAUAAGCUGGGAUUUAUUCACAGAGAUAUCAAACCUGACAAUAUAUUGAUCGACAUAAGAGGGCAUAUUAAAUUGGCUGAUUUUGGUCUCUCUACCGGAUUCCAUAAGACGCAUGAUUCAAAAUAUUAUAAACAGUUGUUAGAGAAAGAUCCUUUGCCACAACCUCCAGUAUCCAAUGGAGGGAGAAAUUCUAUGAUGGUAGAUGCUAUUCACCUGACCAUGUCCAAGAGACAGCAAAUGCAAACAUGGAGACGUUCAAGAAGGUUGAUGGCAUAUUCCACUGUGGGAACCCCCGAUUACAUUGCACCAGAAAUAUUCAUCAAUCAAGGUUAUGGACAAGAAUGUGAUUGGUGGUCGCUUGGUGCCAUUAUGUUUGAAUGUUUGGUGGGAUGGCCUCCGUUUUGUUCUGACACUCCUCAAGAAACUUAUAAAAAAAUUCUUCACUGGCAAGAGACUCUUUAUUUUCCUGAUGAUAUUCACUUGAGUCCCGAAAGUGUUGAUCUUAUUAGAAGACUGUUGACCUCGGCGGAUCACCGUCUAGGUAGAUACGGGGGUGCUGACGAGAUAAAAUCGCAUCCUUUCUUCAGAGGUGUCAAUUGGGACACCAUCAGACAAGUUGAUGCUCCAUUCGUUCCAAGGUUGAAAUCAAUUACAGAUAUUCGGUACUUUCCUGCGGAUGACUUGGAGAAUGUUCCUGAUUCUCCUGCCAUGGCUAACGCUGCUAAGCAUAGAGAUCGUUUAGCAAAGCAGGGUAAGACUGAAGGAAACUCAAAAGAAGACCUACCAUUCAUUGGUUAUACUUAUAGCCGUUUCGAUUAUUUAACUAGGAAGAAUGCUUUGUAG
This is a messenger RNA of Komagataella phaffii GS115, 1971 nucleotides long. Its product is annotated as Serine/threonine protein kinase. Gene Ontology annotation, molecular function: protein serine/threonine kinase activity; ATP binding. Bases 1 to 1971 code for a protein of 656 amino acids. The transcript has a single exon. NCBI's taxonomy places the organism in Eukaryota, Fungi, Ascomycota, Pichiomycetes, Pichiales, Pichiaceae. Gene Ontology annotation, biological process: peptidyl-serine phosphorylation; intracellular signal transduction. The record is from RefSeq and is a predicted model, not a curated record.